AUGUGGCAACCAUACAAGGACGAGAAUCCUGUUGUGGAAAGCCAUUCAAAUAUAACCUCUACAGACUUUUGGAACCUCCCUCCAGUUAAAGCACUCAAAUCAGGACUUACCACUAGUCGAGGGAAGAUACUUGAGAUUGACUGGCCUCCUAUGUCCCUUCCAAGCACCUACUACUACAUUUCCCUCUAUUUCCAAGAUAACAGACAACAAAGCCCUUACAGUUGGAGGAUUUUUGAUGUUUCUAUUAAUGGCCACACCUUCUUUUCCAACCUUAAUGCCACAGCUAAGGGUGUCACUGUUUAUGCUGCUCAAUGGCCACUCUUUGGCCAGACCAAAAUUUCAUUGAUCCCUGCUGCAGGAACACCCGUUGGACCUGUCAUCAAUGCUGGAGAAAUUUAUCAGAUUCUACCUCUUGGUGGUCGAACUCACACUAGAGAUGUAAUUGCAAUGGAGGAUUUGGCAAGAAGCCUUCAGAAUCCACCUGCUGAUUGGAACGGUGAUCCUUGCCUACCUAAAGGAAAUUCGUGGACUGGGCUUACAUGUUCUAAUGGUUUUCAUGCACGAGUCACAACACUGAACCUGACUAAUGCUGGGCUGUCUGGGACACUUACUCCCACCCUUGGCCAUCUAAGUGCACUAGCUCAUCUGUGGCUUGGGGGAAACAAACUCACAGGCACUAUCCCAGAUUUGAGUGGACUGAAGGAUUUACAAACUUUGCAUUUGGAAAAGAACAACUUUGAAGGAUCACUUCCUCCAACAACAGAGAAACUCCCAAGACUGCGUGAAAUGGGGAAGUUGGCAAACCUGACGGUAAAAGCGAAGCGAAGUGAAAUUACAAUUCAAGUCCAAAUUGCUAGUUAUAACCGUGCAUUUUCGGUUUCAAGGUGGCUCUAG
Messenger RNA from Sphenostylis stenocarpa, 894 nucleotides. NCBI's taxonomy places the organism in Eukaryota, Viridiplantae, Streptophyta, Magnoliopsida, Fabales, Fabaceae. The record is from the annotation of a GenBank genome assembly.